AUGGAAGAAUUAUUUACUCUGCCCUUUAAUUAUUUUUAGGUAAAUAACCUUUCUUGGAAUUGGAAAGAAAUUUUUGAACUAAUUUUAAGACUAAAGGAGUUAGAGAAGACAGCCCACCUGGAAUUAGACUUAUCGAUUCAAUUGCAAUUUUAGGUCUCACAUUAAAGUCCUUGCGCAGUAAUUUUUACCUAGAUAUGUUUUUAGAAGGGAAGCAGUCAGGAACUCCAGAAGUGAUCGUUCAGCUCCCACCAACCUCAAAUACAGUGACAACAGGGCAAAUAAACGUAAUUUCCACCUAGAUGAUCUUCACAAGCCAAACUAUUAGUCUAGAAAAAACUCAAGGCAUGCCAAAAUAUUUCUCAACAACAAUUACAAACGAAAAAGGAAUUUUUACACAUUUUCAUUGUCUCAUUACAUAUGAAAAAAUAUGUUUUUUUGUAUAUAAAUAAAUACUUUUUUUCUAUUUUUUUAAAAAAUAAAUUUUUUUGGCUGAUUAAAGGCAAAUUUAUCCAUUUCCUUAUAAAUCCACACAUAAUUGAGAUGUCAAAAAACAGACUUUACAAGCCUAAAUUUUUUGAUUUUAUCCCACGAGAAUAUCCAUCCCCACCAAAUAAUUUUGAGGACUAUUACGUCCCAAUAGCUUUAUGCUUAAUGACUCAUAGCAACUAUAUUGAUUUAUUUCGAAAUAUUUUAGAAUCUUUAUAUCUCCACACUUUAGAUAUCCUUCAAAACGAAAAUAAAGAAAUUUCCCGUCUGCUCAGCUCUACAGAAUUUAUGAAAACCUGCUGCUUUUUGCUUAAUGAUACCAUAAUUCCUCCUCCAGAUGUACAAAUUAACCUGCAUAUAGGAAAAGACCAAAUAGCGAUCCCUAUCGAGAUUUAUUCCCGCUUAUCCCACAAUGAAAGUUGUGUAGCUGUCCUUAUCGAUUUAAUUGAUAUAAGAAACGUCAUUGAAUUUUGAGAAAGCAUUCUGCUGAACAAGCAUGCAUUUUUAUUAUCCUGUAAUGAAUAUUUGUUAUAUUUGGUAUUAGAAGCGUUUAAAAUUUUGCUUUUUCCUAUGAAAUGGACGUUAAGCUAUAUCCCUGUUUUAGCUGAAGGAGGAGUUGAUGUGCUAGGAAUACCAACUCCUGUGCUUAUAGGGAUUAAUAGUGACCAUAUAAGUGCUGAAGAAGCUAUAGAAGCUGACGACUCUGCGACGAUUUUAGAUAUUGACUCAAAUAUAUUAUAUACUUCAGAAAAAUCAGUGCUUUGUGAUUGUGUAAAAGCAAAUAUUUCGAGAAAAAUCCAGCUUGCGAAAGCGUAUUAUUAUGUGAAUAGUGAUAGAUUGAGUACGUUUAGAAUGACAAGUUUAGAAGAAAACCUGGAGGAUAAGCUGUUUGUGAAAACUGCUAGAAAAUUGCUGGAGACUUGGGAUGACACUGAAAGAGACCAAAUUUUUGUUUCGCUGAUUCGGCAUGCAUUUUUUAAUGAAUUUAUUGUAGGGAUUAGCAAGUUUUCAGAUUUUACGUAUUUGGAUACUCAAGAUAAUAAUUGGAAAAUUCAUAAGCAGCUAUUUUUGGAAAAAGUAAAAAAUUGUACUUCUAAAUGUACGAUGACGAAUUUUUGGGGACUUUUUUUAUACAGUGAUUGAUUGAGCUCAAUUUUUAUAAAUUUGGUAUUAAUUUAAGGUUUUUAUUAAUGAAAUGCAUUAUAGAUUCAGUCACAUUUAAUCAAUUUUUAGAUUACUAUGAAAAAUUCGAUGAAUCUCUGCUUGACCAAUUUUUGAACAUAUUAGAAUCCAUCCGCAAAGAAGACUAUAAAAUUUUCACAAAUAAAAAAUGCUAUACCUUGGAUCUUCAAUGUGAAAUUACCUCAAAACAAUUUUACGAAGGCAUUGAAAAAAAAUUAUCAUCAUUUGACCCCUCUGAUUCUGCUCAAAAAUUCGCAAAAAAUUCCUGCCUAGAAAUGCUGAAUGAAAUAAAAGAAAUCUUUGCAUAUUAUCAUAUGCAUUAUGAAAAUCAAUAUUUUUCAGGAAUUCCGCUUAAGAAGACAAGGAGUUUAUUGGCUGGGUCACCAAUUAGUACAAUUGAGGCAAGUUUUGCUGAUGUGUACUAUGGGGAAUUUGGAAUAAUUCAGAUGAUACAAACAUUAAUACAGCCUAUUAUGAAGAAAAAAGAUUUUCGGAAUUUUUGCACAAGUGAAGAAAUUAUUAUGGAUAAUAUUAUGUAUAUCUAAUUAAAAUAAAUAAAGACAUUACUAUUAUUAUAUAAAAAUGUAUGAUAGAAAUACUUCUAUUUAUUUUAAUUAGGCUUAUGAUAUUAAGGUCUCAAGCCAAUGAGAGCCAGUGGUCGUUAAAUUUUUGUAUUUGCUAAAAAAAGACAAAAAAUAUACAAAUUUUCAGCAGUUGGCUGAACUUUGUAUGCAUAUAAAUCUGCUUGAAACAGAAAGGCUAUACUUAUUUAGUAUAGCGAAGUCAUAGCAUUUUAAAAAUAUUUUCUUUUUUAAAAAAAGUAGCUAAAAUUAAUAGGUAUACCUCGACAUCAUGCUUGCAAAAUAAUAGAAAAACUCUACACAGAAGACCCAAACAACUUAAUCCCAUUUUCUGAAUCCCACGGCAAGCUAAAACAGCUAGCAGAAAAAUAUAAAAGAUCAAGAAGAAGUAUGCCUUUUGAAGCAAGACCAUCUACCGUUGAAAACAGUGUCCAAACAAAUCCUUCAAUUUAUAAUCACAGAUCAACUGAAAGUUCUUCAAAAAAUAGAAAAAGUAGAAGCACAGAAAGGUCAAAAACACUAGGUAGUACCAUAAGUCUUAUAGAGAGAAAAGGGAAAAGAAAAAAAACUGAUCAAUCAAGUAAAAAAUUGAAUAAUUAUUAA
This is a messenger RNA of Blepharisma stoltei, 2852 nucleotides long. The record is from the annotation of a GenBank genome assembly. NCBI's taxonomy places the organism in Eukaryota, Ciliophora, Heterotrichea, Heterotrichida, Blepharismidae.